Merops nubicus (carmine bee-eater) is the source of this 1601-nucleotide messenger RNA. Its product is annotated as synaptic vesicle glycoprotein 2B-like. The record is from RefSeq and is a predicted model, not a curated record. Gene Ontology annotation, biological process: chemical synaptic transmission; transmembrane transport. Gene Ontology annotation, cellular component: membrane. The transcript has 11 exons. Lineage: Eukaryota; Metazoa; Chordata; Aves; Coraciiformes; Meropidae. The annotation marks the transcript as partial. Gene Ontology annotation, molecular function: transmembrane transporter activity.
GCUUGAUAGUCUACUUAGGAAUGAUGGUGGGGGCUGUCCUGCUGGGUGGCCUUGCUGAUAAACUGGGAAGAAAGAAAUGCCUCAUCAUAUCGCUCGCGAUCAACGCUGCCUUUGCGUUCCUCUCCUCCUUCGUCCAGGGAUACGGAUUCUUCCUCUUCUGCCGCCUUAUCUCAGGCCUCGGUAUUGGGGGAUCCCUCCCCAUCGUGUUUGCCUAUUUCUCUGAAUUCCUGUCUCGUGAGAAGAGGGGGGAACACCUGAGCUGGCUCUGCAUGUUCUGGAUGAUUGGUGGCAUUUUUGCCUCAGCAAUGGCUUGGAGCAUCAUCCCACACUAUGGCUGGGGGUUCAGCAUGGGAACGAAGUACCACUUCCACAGCUGGAGGGUCUUUGUGCUUGUCUGCUCCCUGCCAUGCAUUGCCUCCCUGGUGGCACUGAAAUUCAUGCCUGAAAGCCCACGGUUUUUGCUGGAGAUAGGUAAACAUGAUGAAGCCUGGAUGAUCCUUAAGCAAGUUCAUGACACCAACAUGCGGGCCAAGGGUGAGCCAGAGAGGGUGUUUACGGUUUCCUAUAUCAAAACUCCAAAGCAAGUAGAUGAAUUUAUUGAAAUUCAGAGUUCAACAGGGACCUGGUACCAGCGGUGGCUGGUCAGAAUCACAACUGUUUUGAAACAGGUCUGGGACAACGUGCUAUAUUGUUUAACAGCCCAGUACAGGAUGAACACAUUGAUGCUGGCUGUGGUUUGGUUUACAAUGGCCUUAAGUUACUAUGGCCUUAUUGUCUGGUUCCCUGAUAUGAUCCGUUAUCUCCAAGACGAGGCGUACGAAUCCCGAGUGAAGAUCUUUGAUGAGGAAGAAGUGUCACACUUCACUUUUAAUUUCACCCUGGAAAACCAGAUCCAUAGAAAUGGGGAAUACAGGAAUGAUAAAUUUAUUGGCAUGAAAUUCAAGGAAGUGAGAUUUGAGGAUUCAUUAUUUGAGGAUUGCUACUUUGAAGAUGUGACAUCCAGUGAGACCUUCUUUGAAAACUGCACCAUCAUCUCUACUGUCUUCUAUAACACUGAUCUCUAUGAACACAAAUUCAUCAACUGCAGGCUCAUAAACAGCACGUUUAUGAAGGAGAAGGAAGGCUGUCACAUAGACUUCGAGGAGGACAACGAUUUCCUCAUCUACCUGGUCAGCUUCCUGGGCAGCCUGUCUGUGCUGCCAGGCAACAUCAUCUCUGCGUUACUCAUGGACAAAAUAGGGAGGAUAAAGAUGAUUGGUGGCUCAAUGUUGAUCUCGGCGGUGUGCUGCUUCUUUCUCUUUUUUGGGAACAGCGAGUCGGCGAUGAUCGGCUGGCAGUGUCUCUUCUGUGGGGCCAGCAUUGCUGCCUGGAAUGCCCUGGACGUCAUUACCGUGGAGCUCUACCCUACUGACAAAAGGGCAACGGCCUUUGGCAUCCUCAAUGGGCUUUGCAAGUUUGGUGCCAUCCUGGGGAACUCAAUCUUUUCCUCCUUUGUAGGGAUAACCAAGGUGGUUCCCAUCCUUCUGGCUUCCUCUGCUCUGGUGGGAGGUGGCCUGCUCGCUUUGCGCCUGCCAGAGACUCGAGAACAGGUCCUGAUGUGA